Messenger RNA from Odocoileus virginianus texanus, 1549 nucleotides. Lineage: Eukaryota; Metazoa; Chordata; Mammalia; Artiodactyla; Cervidae. The record is from RefSeq and is a predicted model, not a curated record.
AUGGAGGAGGAAAAGACAGAGAUGAUCCGGUCAUACAUCCAGGAGGUGGUGCAGUACAUCAAGAGGUUAGAAGAGGCACAGAGUAAACGGCAAGAAAAACUCGUCGAGAAACACAAAGAAAUCCGCCAGCAGAUCCUGGAUGAAAAGCCCAAGGGGGACGGUUCCUCCUCAUUCUUGUCGGAAACUUGCCAUGAGGAUCCCUCUGUUUCCCCCAACUUUACUCCCCCCAACCCUCAAGCUCUCAAGUGAUGACCAGUGAGACCGGUGUCCUUCCGGCCAGGUAGGACACGAUGGGAGGGGGCGCUUUUAAGAGGAGGAUGGCGUGUGGCCGUCCGGGUUUCAGGCGCUGUGCGGCCUACACCUCUAUUCUGCGCUCUGUACACUCUCACAAUUUUCCUGCUGUGGUCGGGGUGGGUGCUGUGUCUCUCAUCUUCACCUGUCUUCCUUGGGUGUCAACUGCUUCCUCACUGUUCUCUCUUCUGUCGUAAAUUCCCUUCUUCCAUAUUGCUGUCUUCUGUCAUCUUUUUGUUUUUCUCUUUGCAAUACUGGCUUCUCCUUUGUCCUUGAUCUUUCCUAUGCUCACACUAUUAUUUCCACUUUUGAAACAUGUUUUAAAUUCCUCCUUCUCAAAGCACUGGUUUCCAAUCUUAUGACCUUAAAAUCCAAUGGGGUUAAGUUAACUCUCAGGAAAUCUUCUUGACUCACUCCCCUCAAUUCAUCACACCUCUCCUUUUAAAACUCCAGUAAAAGUUGUUGUAUCCCUGCAUGGUACUUUGAGUUAAGGGGAUAUCUCAGGAUUUACUGAUUCUUUAGAAUCAAGAACUCUUGUAAAUAUCUCACCAAUAGGGAGCUUGGGCCAGGGACUUCUAGUUGGAACAAAUUGAAGCUUAAAAAUUAAAGAGGACUUUAACUUGCUAGAGGAAAUACAUAAUGAUAUCUAUUUGCUAGUAAGAAAAUGAACUAUGCCAUUGCAACGGGUGUGCAUUUCAGGGAUAAAAGAGGCUUUGUUAUGAUUACAAAGAAAGCAAACUUCUAUUCUGAUGCAUUGAAAAUAAAUUUGUAGUGAGAUUUAUAAUGGUUUUGUCUUCAAGUACUUGUUGAUCUGUGAAGCAGUGCAGUUUAGAAACAUGUUGAGGAAUUAGUGAGAAACAGCUAUUUUACUGAGAAAGAGGUAUAAAUUUUUUGUUAUCCUCUAUAUCAGUUGCCACAUACAGUGAUGCUGUAGCUCAGAGCAUCAUGAAUUACCUGGAAGUCCUAAAAAAAUGCAGAUUCUGAUUCAGGAGGUCUGGAUGGGAUCUGAGAUCUGUAUUUCUGACUCAUUCCCAUUGGUAUCCUGGCUAUUGCAUCUCCAGGGACCACAUUUGAAUAGCAGGGAUUUAAUGCUUAUGGCUGAAGCACCUGGAAGGAAAAGCUUUAAGCUGAAUUCAUGAUGUUUCAUUGUUGUUUUAAUUUUUUGGCCGAAUCAAGAGUCUGACCCUUUGAUAUGGACUGUGACUGUGUAAAUAUCAAUAACCUCAGACAUGCAGAUGACACCACCCUUAUGGCAGAA